Messenger RNA from Condylura cristata (star-nosed mole), 533 nucleotides. RefSeq names its product family with sequence similarity 19 (chemokine (C-C motif)-like), member A4 (gene TAFA4). The record is from RefSeq and is a predicted model, not a curated record. Gene Ontology annotation, molecular function: receptor ligand activity. The coding region runs from base 1 to 492 and encodes 163 amino acids. The transcript has 3 exons. Gene Ontology annotation, biological process: macrophage chemotaxis; phagocytosis. NCBI's taxonomy places the organism in Eukaryota, Metazoa, Chordata, Mammalia, Eulipotyphla, Talpidae.
AUGGGGGAAAGGGAUUCUAAGGCCAGAUUGCUUAGCUGUCUCACCCCAGAUGGUAUCCAGAAGUUUCAAAUAAAGGCUGCUUGUGGAACGCUGGAUGAUGCUGCAGUAGCCCGCAGCAGCAGUCUGAAGGCUGGGCUGAAUGCUGGACCAGGCAGGACAGAGUCAGGAGCACCGGGAGGUCACCACCAAAUCAAGCAAGGCACCUGUGAGGUGGUUGCUGUCCACAGGUGCUGUAACAAGAACCGUAUUGAAGAGCGGUCACAGACAGUCAAGUGCUCCUGCUUCCCCGGACAGGUGGCUGGCACAACGCGGGCUCAGCCUUCUUGUGUUGAAGCUUCCAUCGUGAUUCAGAAAUGGUGGUGUCACAUGAAACCUUGUUUGGAAGGAGAGGAUUGUAAAGUGUUGCCAGAUUACUCAGGUUGGUCCUGUAGCAGUGGCAAUAAAGUCAAAACUACAAAGGCAAGUAUAGACAAAAUUACUCUCACAAUUUGAGCACCUUAUUGAUUUUAUCCUGCCAGCAAGAGAACAUUACU